AUGAGUCGCGGCUUUAGUUUUCGACUCUUGCAUCGAGUCGUUCUCUUUUCCUUCUGUCUGAUUUUCGCCUGUUUUUAUCAUGGUGGUGGUUCAGAGUAUGACAGGCGAGGAGGUAAAACAGAACCGAACAAAUUAAAAGAUCAAUUCAAAGGUAAACCCUUGAAUGUUGACGCUUCUCUCGAACAAGACGAACGCGUCCCUAACUUGACAGAAAAUGCGAAACAAAUCGAUGGCCGCAAGGCGCGGAAGAAAACUGAUAUUUCAAAGAUAGUUGGAAAAGGUACAUUGAAAAUGUAAGAAUGUUAGCACUUCACAAGGAGUAGUUGUUAACCAUAAUUUAUUUUAGGAACUUGGAUGAAAACCCUCCGAAGUGAAAGAAUACAAAAGAGCCCAGUACUGCCUUUUUCAAUUCCAUCGCCGUCUGAGGUAAACGUUCCACGCAAAGAAUCGACAACCAUCUCCCACUCAAAUGAGACAAAGUGGCAAAACGAUGGCAGUAAAAAUAUAUCUUCAUUGAAAAAUCAAAUUUUUCACCAAAAUCACUUGAGAGAAACAGCCAAAAGAGAAACGUUCGCUUCACUCGCAACUCAACAUCUCCGGAACAGACGUGAAAUUGAUGCGAUCUUGGCAAGUCCGACCGAAUGCGCCAAUUUUACUUUUACUAUAAAGUAUGAAGAUAACUACAGAGUAUGGAACAACCUUUCAAUGAUGCGCCAAAGCCGAAUGUACCGUUAUAACGAGUACAGAGUAACGGACGAUCGUCUACAAGUUUGUAAUUCUUCUGACACCCUUAUUAAACAAAGAUGGUGGGAUCUGAUUGCUCGGGAAAAGGAAGUGUUGGCUUCCAAACAUUGUAAUGUAUCCGUGGACGCGUUUUACUACUCCAAUUACACAUUAUACAAAAAUUUUACUGUUUUCUUCAAACCUACUCAGCAGAGUUUCACAAGGCAAGAUUACGGAGUGACUUUUGGAUAUUUUGCAAUUUGUUCGUCAAAGCUUAGUCUGUCUUGCAAUGAUUAUUUGUUUAAAGUGAAAUACGGCGAUCAGUACAACGUUUUCCAAAACUUUUCGCUGUUUUACAACAACAAGAUGUAUGAUUAUCGUGAAUAUCGAUUCGGAAACGAAGGUCUUGAAAUGUGUGCUUCCAAUGAUUCAAGAAUACGGGCCAUUUGGAGAACUCGAAAUUCGUGGGAAAAGUUUAAAGAUCGGUAUAAAUGCCGCGGAUCUCUUUAUAUAUUAUCAGCAAGGUAUUACACUGUGAAUAAGCAGCUCCCUGUCUAUUUCGGAGGUAAUGGUCAAUAUUUCACAAGAAACGAGUAUGGGGCGCACGACGGUAAACCUUAUGUAUGCAAACAAAAGUUCAGACCCCAAUCAACAGAGUAUACCCAGGAAGAUCUAUCAAUGUGCAACGAUUCAAUCAUCAAUAUAAAAUACGAUGAUGAAUACAAAGUUCGGACUGACUUUUCAAUACUUUAUAAGAACAAGGUGUACGAUUAUACUGAGUAUCGAGUUCUGAAUGAUAGCAUAAAGAUUUGUAACUCCACUGAUAACUACGUACAGAAUAUUUGGAAAGUACGCAAUAAAUGGGUAAAGGCGCGAAUGCAUGAAAAAAGUUGCAAUAAACCCAUUAGAACAUUUUGGCCUAACCGAAAGUAUUACACUGUGAAUAAGCAGUUCACUGUCUAUUUCGCAGCUACGAGUCAAUAUUUCACAAGAAAUGAGUAUGUGGUGGAAGGCACCCAAUUUUAUAUAUGCGAAAAUAAGUUGAAACGCAGAUCAACAGAGUAUGCCCAGGAAGAUCAAUUAAUGUGCAACGAUUCAAUCAUCAAUAUAAAAUACGAUGAUGAAUACAAAGUUCGGACUGACUUUUCAAUACUCUAUAAGAACAAGGUGUACAAUUAUACUGAGUAUCGAGUUCUGAAUGAUGGCAUAAAGAUUUGUAUCUCCACUGAUAACGACGUAAGGAACAUUUGGAAAGUACGCAAUAAAUGGGUAAAGGCGAAAAUGCAUCAGAAAAGUUGCAAUAAAUCCAUUAGACAGUCUUGGUUGUACCGACAGUAUUACACUGUGAAUAAGCAGUUCACUGUCUAUCAAGCAGGUAGGAGUCAAUACUUCACAAGAAAUGACUAUGGGGUGAGAGACAGUAAACCUUAUAUAUGCCAAGGAAAGUUGAGACCUAUAUCAACAGAGUAUACCCAGGAAGAUCUAUUAAUGUGCAACGAUUCAAUCAUCAUUAUCAAAUACAAUGAUGAAUACAAAGUUCCGACUGAAUUUUCAAUAGUCUAUGAGAACAAGGUGUACGAUUAUACUGAGUAUCGAGUUCUGAAUGAUGGCAUAAAGAUUUGUAACUCCACUGAUAACUACCUAAAGAAUAUUUGGAAAGUACGGAAUAAAUGGGUAAAGGAGAGAAUGCAUCGCGCAAUUUGCAAUGAACCCAUUAGAACCAUUUGGCCUUACCGAGCGUAUUACACUGUGAGUAAGCAGUUUACUGUGUAUUUCCCACCAACGUGUCAUGUAUGUUGA
This is a messenger RNA of Paramuricea clavata, 2523 nucleotides long. Lineage: Eukaryota; Metazoa; Cnidaria; Anthozoa; Malacalcyonacea; Plexauridae. The record is from the annotation of a GenBank genome assembly.